AUGUCUGAAAUAAACAGGAGAAGAUUUAUUCGAAAAAAUAGGGAAGAGCAGAGCAUAAAAGAUAAAAGCCCUAGGUCCUCAAGUGUGCCUGGUUCCAUGAUAGCCACUCCUAACAUAUCAAAGCUCUCUCAGAAAGAUAGAGAGAAUAUUUGAGAAAUAGUUCUUCAGAAUGGCAUCGAUCCAAGAUCGCUGGCUUUCGAAAUAGUUACUAAGAGAGUUUGUAGUGUCCUUUUAGCGCAGAAGAGUAGCGAAGAAUCUUUCAAGAGCGAUAGAGCUUUCCUAGAAAAUGUUGUGAAAGAGACACUUGAGAAGGAUACUUCUUUGAAGACGACCUUGAAUAAUAUUUUCAAAUCUUCAACAUCUCCUUGUGAGGUUGAUAUUCAGAACUUAACUGCAGAAAUUUUAAGUCAGCAGUUAUCAAAGGCGAAGAGUACUGAAAGAUCCCAAAGCCAAAAUAGAUAUUGUUUGAGUCGUUCUGUUAUAGAACCUCAGUUCACUAAAUUAACGGAAAAAGUGUCAUACCAGAAAUCUCAGAAUGAAGGUCAGGAGACUAGCGAUGAAAAAGCUCUUGAACAGACACGUUGAAUCCAGAAUUCAGAACUUAUUUCAGGGGUGUCUUUGAACAUUAAAGAAAAAGAGUUAACAAAAAGUGACUCUGCUCAGGAGAUUCCUUUAGAUCCUCCUCCAAAACCUAUUUCUCCCUCUAAAAUCUAUUAUGAACUUAACAAAGACGCUACCAUUGAUCGGAAAGAAAGCUCUAGUGCUGCUUUGACUAGGGAGACUAGCGAGGAAGAGAAAUCCCAAGUAACUCCGAAGAGUAAUAAUCUAAUUUCCUCUCUUCCAGCCUCUCCAAAUCAGUAUGAGAACAAUUACACAGAUGAUAUGUCAUCUUUCCAAAUGAUUUCUUCAAGAGAAACUCAUGAAAUAACACCUAGCAAUACAGUCACUCCUAAGAGGGAGCCUUCCAGCAAGUCUUGUAUUGAAGUGGAUAUCCUUCACAAAGAAUACGAUCUUGGCAGAGAUCUUCUCCAAAAGGCGGGAUUGAAGAUAACUUCUCAAGCUUUUAGGCAAUUAGCUUCUCAGACAAUGAACGAGUAUGACUAUAAGAUUCUUCAGAUAAUAUUCUCUCUUCUAUUGUCCAUCAGAGACAAGAGUGAUGUCACCAUUAACUCGCUUGGAGAGAUAAAGCAUCUGCUUAGUAACCCUGAUGAGGUUAUCUUGUUAUUAAACAACCUUGCCACACUAAUAUCAGAGAAGUCUUUCUCAGGUAAAAGUACUUCCCAAUUAAGAGACGAAUUUGUCAAAGCGUCGCCUUAUGUUUCAGACAAUCAGAUUAUUGGCAGUAUAAAGGAGUACUUGUGAGAGUCUUUCUGUCUGAUUGAUAUUAUUGAAGAGAUUAAAGAUUUUGAAAAGAAGCAUAAUAUGAAAAAGGUUCCCAAGACUGCAGAUAAGCCAAAGAAAACAAGAAGAAGGAAAGACCAAAGGAAAGAACAAAUGGAGAAGUCUCAAAAUAGAACUCUAAGCCAUAAAGUUGAUACUAUUGGAUCAAGAUUUAAUAAAAACGUCAGCAAACAAAGAGUUGAAACUUAUCAUCGAGCUUCUAGCAAAAGGAAUCUGAGUAAAACCCCUAAGAAUAAAAAAAUGGGAAGAAAUCAAUCAAGACUAAUGGAUAAAUCAACCCCUAGAUUGACUAAAAAUGAGAAAAUUCAGAAGAAGAAUAUUAUCAAGAGAAAUAUUACCAACGGAUGUUCAUUUAUUUCUAAAAGUCCUAAGCCACUAGGUAAAAGUCCUACUCUGAAGAAUAUUUCAAAAAGUCCUAAGCCUCUCAGAGUAGGAAAGGACUAUUCUUUCAAACAAGAGAAGAAGGCUACAAAGAGACCAACUAGAGGAGUUCAAUAUGAUGCAAACGGACAUAGGAUCAUGAGCUCUAAGAAUCAAAAGCAAUAUAGGCCCAAGAACUCAUUUAAAAAGGAAAUGACUCCUGUGAAGGUUGGUAAUAGGACAGUAGAACAAAGAGAUGACACUCUCUUGCCAACAAACCUGAAACAAUCGCCACAGAAAAGAAAGAUUACAAAGAAAAGUACCAUUAGGAAGAAAGCAGAUCUCCAUGAGCCAAGAGUGAGAGAUCAGAAUAGAUCAUUUAUCCAGCCAGUUAAUAAAAGCCCAAUAAGAAAGGCUAUUUCUCCUAUUAGAUCUCCUAAGAGAAAGAGUCCCAGAAAAGAGAUUGGCAGGAUUAGUCCUACAAAGAGGAUGAUUCAGAUGAAGAAUUCUUACAUCAAAAAUCAACAAAAGGCUCAGGAAGACCCUAAGAAUGCAGGAAAGCUUAUAUAUACCAUUAGCCCUAACGAAGGCUACAUUGUGGAUCAAGAGUUCAAAGAAUUGACUGAAGAAGAACUGAACGAUAUUGGAAAAUCUUUGGCUGAAAAAUCUGCUGAGCUAUGCAAAGCUGCUGAUCAAGAAAGGUCUGAAAAAUACGGAGAUCUGAUGGUAAAGAAUCACCUUAAAAAAAGGGUGCAAUAA
Molecule: messenger RNA, 2520 nt
Organism: Moneuplotes crassus
Lineage: Eukaryota; Ciliophora; Spirotrichea; Euplotida; Euplotidae
Source: the annotation of a GenBank genome assembly